AAUCAAUUCAUUAACCCAUUUAUAAGCGGUCUCUAAGAUGUUUUAGUGUUACGGUGCACAUUGUUUUGUUAUGGAUGAUAAUGGGAGCAAAUUCAUGGCGGAUUCUGACAUCUGGCGAGCUAUCGCACUUUCCGCUCAUAUGCCGUACACGCUUGCAUCUCCGUAUCUUCCUUUAAUUCCCCAGGAAAGCACCCAUUUCUUAUCCCCCUGAGAAAAUGCAUUCGUUCGGUAUCCUCAAAUGUCUGGUUUGCGUAUUUCUUCUUAUCCUCUACAAUGUUUCAAAUGCAGAAGAAGACUCAAAUCGGGCACAGCAAUUACCCGAUUCGGCUCCGUUCCUGAUUCCAAUCCAUCCAGGCCGAGCGCCCCAGAGCAAAUCUGAAGACGGGAACCUGAAACUCGGUGCCCCGGUCGUGGCAUCCGGAAUCCUCUGUUUCAUCGCGGCCACAAUCUCAAGUGCUGGCGGAAUUGGCGGCGGAGGUUUAUACAUUCCGAUUCUGACCAUCGUUGCCGGCUUAGACCUAAAAACAUCGACAAGUUUCUCGGCAUUUAUGGUAACAGGAGGAAUAAUUUCAAAUGUUGUUUGUAACACAUUCAUUCCGAGUGGGGGAAAAGUUCUGAUAGACCUGGACAUAGCUUUACUAUCAGAACCGUCGAUGUUGUUGGGAGUGAGUAUUGGAGUGAUCUGCAAUGUUGUCUUCCCAGAUUGGCUCAUCACUGUUUCCUUUUCUGUUUUUCUGGUCUGGUCCACUGUAAACACCUUCAAGUCAGGAUUUGUUUAUUGGAGAAUUGAGUCUGAGAAAAGAAAUGGCUGCCCAGAAAUGGAGACUGUGUUGGUUGAUAAAGAGAGUUCUUGUGGGGAAGAGGAUCCAUUGAGGGGGAAUGGGACCCACAUAAUGAAGCUUGGUAUGUUGCUUGUGAUCUGGAUAUGCUUCUUCCUCCUACAUCUUUUUCGUGGGAACCGAUAUGGACAUGUAUGUAUGUAUACAUAUUCUGCAUGCUAACCGCUAAGGAUCCGUUUGGGAAUUAAUAACAUAGAAGCUUGUGGUGUGGUGUAUUGGAUCAUUUCAUCAAUUCAAAUACCUCUUGCUGUAAGCUUAACAACGUGGAUCUUGUUUAGCAACCAAAGAUGGCAGAGUUCGUCUUCCAAAGACCAGGACGAAGAAGGUGGUGCAACGAGAAGAGAGCCAAACAAGCUCCUUUUCCCAGUGAUGGCCCUAUUGGCAGGGGUUUUGGGCGGAGCGUUUGGCAUUGGUGGUGGAAUGCUCAUUAGUCCCUUUCUCAUCCGAUGGGGAAUACCACCUCAAAUCACAGCUGCGACCUGCUCAUUCAUGGUCUUGUUCUCCUCUACCAUGUCAGUGGCACAGUACCUACUACUGGGAAUGGAGCAUUUAGAAAGCGCCAUGAUUUUUGCAAGCAUUUGUUUG
Molecule: messenger RNA, 1424 nt
Organism: Cuscuta europaea
Lineage: Eukaryota; Viridiplantae; Streptophyta; Magnoliopsida; Solanales; Convolvulaceae
Source: the annotation of a GenBank genome assembly